AUGCGAACGAGAAAACCGCGUCGGCCGUCCGCCGGAUCGUCCGCCGUCCUCUGGCGAGACGCAAUCCUCGGCUGUCUUGCGAUCGACUGCUACGCGUGCCAUGCACGCGGCGACGUUGCGCGCGUGGGCGUGGUGCCUCGAGUGCGUUCAACAUGUCCGGGAGUCGACUACACGACAACUUGCGCGCUCCGACAAGGAAGCCUUGUGCGCACACGAACAGGGCGACUACGGCCGAGGCUGUCCGCGUCUGCUGUGAGAUUUUCUACUGUCCGAGGUGCACAGUUUGCCUGCGCCGCCACGGCCCAGGUAAAUGCUCCUGCAAACUCAGCCGACGAGCGCUCUUGGCAAGCACUUACCUCUCUCUCUCGCUCUCGGCACGCUGGGGAUGCUGCAAUCGGCAAAACUUACACAUUCACAACGCCUAAUCCUGCGAGGCUGGUCACCAUCCCACAAAGCCUAAUUGCAAUCAGCGACAGUGAGGCGUGGUCAGAAUCGUGUUUUACCAUUUCAUCUGGCCCGCUCCUAUCCACCCCUGCCUACUCCCAACCAGCGCCGGCUAUGCAGACCUAA
Paraphaeosphaeria sporulosa is the source of this 570-nucleotide messenger RNA. RefSeq lists its product as uncharacterized. NCBI's taxonomy places the organism in Eukaryota, Fungi, Ascomycota, Dothideomycetes, Pleosporales, Didymosphaeriaceae. The coding region runs from base 1 to 570 and encodes 189 amino acids. The transcript has a single exon. The record is from RefSeq and is a predicted model, not a curated record.